AUGGCAGCUUGGGAAGAGUAUCUGGCAAAUCAAACUAAUAUUGAUGGCGUCCAGAUGACGUGGAAUUUAUGGCCACAUUCACGAAUCGAUGCACAAAGACUUAUUGUACCUAUUGCUGCCUUUUUCACUCCUCUUAAAGAACGUCCAUCAGAUCAACCCCAUCAGCCACUGCUUGAAUAUGAUCCUGUUUUAUGCCAGAAACCAUCCUGCAAAGCAGUCUUGAAUGCUCUAUGGCUAGUGACUUUUCAAAUUGCCAUUUUGCGUAGAAUCCAACUUAUGGUCGAUUUUCGAAAUAAAACGUGGAUUUGUCCGUUUUGCAAUCAGCGCAAUCCGUUUCCUCCACAUUACAGUAUGAUUGCGGAAGACAAUCGUCCACCAGAAUUGUAUCCACAAUUUACAACCAUCGAAUACACCUUGAAGAAAGCUACAACUAUGCCACCGAUAUUUCUCUUCGUUGUGGACACUUGCCUACCACAAGAAGAGUUGAAAGCAUUGAAAGAAUCCAUUCAGACGGCACUUUCCCUCCUUCCUGCCGAUGCACUUGUUGGUUUGAUAACUUUUGGGCGAAUGAUUGAAGUACAUGAGCUUAAUGUACAAGGAAUCUCACGAGCUUAUGUCUUUAAGGGUAGCAAAGAAAUUAAUCAGAAACAAAUUCGAAAUGUUCUAUCAAUGAAUAUUGGUCGACCAGGCGUCAACGUUGGUGCAGCUCCAGGUGUUCAUCAACAACUAGGAUCAGGAAUAGCAGGUCAAGCAUCACAGCAAAGACCUGGUUUCCCCAUAGGAUCUAGUGUUCCCGGUAGUGGUCCUGCCGUCGUGCAAGGAAUGACCGGAAACUGCAUACUUCCAUUUAACAAGUUUCUUCAGCCGAUAAGCGAUUGCGAAGUGUCAAUAAAUGACCUUAUUGAACAAACCGUACCGGAUCGUUGGCCAGUUCCGCAAGGAAAUCGUCCUCUUCGUGCGACGGGUAGUGCACUUGCUGUUGCUGUCACUCUGCUUGAGGUAUGUUUUCCUAAUACUGGAGCUCGAAUCAUGUUAUUUAUUGGUGGUGCUUGUACUCAUGGACCAGGAGCUGUAGUGGGUGAAGAACUCAAAAAUCCGAUCCGUUCGUGGCACACUAUAAAGGAAGACAAUGCACCGUACAUUAAAAAAGCAACAAAGUUCUACGAUGGUUUGGCUACACGUGCAGUAAAAAAUGGUCAUGUAAUUGAUAUCUAUUCAUGCGCAUUGGAUCAAACAGGCUUACAUGAAAUGCAUGCAUGCUUCAAUACAACUGCAGGAAACGUAGUCAUGGGCGAUAGUUUCAAAUCAUCACUAUUCAAGCAAACAUAUCAACGUGUUUUCGAGAAAGAUUACAAUGGAUUUCUCAAAAUGGGUUUUAAUGCGACCAUGGAAGUGAAAGUUGGUAAUGGUUUGAAAAUCGAAGGUGUUCUUGGUUGCUGUGCAAAUGGCGGUGUAAAGAAUGCUUCAGUAUCAGAUACGGAAAUGGGCAUUGGUGGUACUUGUCAGUGGAAAUUUUGCUCCAUCAAUCCACGAACAACAAUUGCCGUAUUGUUCGAGAUUGUUGCGCAGCAUGGUUCUGGAAUAGCACAAGGUUCACAUGGUAUGGUGCAAUUUGUGACUCAAUAUCAGCAUCCAGAUGGACGAAAACGUAUUCGCGUUACAACUACAUGCCGAAAUUGGACUGAUAUGGCAACUCAGCAGCCGAGCAUCGCAUACGGCUUCGACCAGGAAGCUGGUGCAGUAAUAAUGGCUCGAUUAGCUUCUUGGCGUGCAUCAUCAGAAAAUGACACACCAGAUGCACUGAGGUGGCUGGAUAGAAGUUUGAUCCGUUUAUGUCAGAAGUUUGGUGAAUAUCAUAAGGAUGACCCGUCAUCAUUCUGCUUAUCGGAGAAAUUCGCUCUCUUUCCACAAUUUAUGUUCCAUUUACGACGAUCACAAUUUUUGCAAGUAUUCAAUAAUUCACCGGAUGAAACAUCUUAUUAUCGACAUAUUUUGAUGUUCGAAAAUGUGCUGGAAAGUACUACUAUGAUACAACCUGUAUUGUUUGCUUAUUCUUUUAAUGGUCCACCGGAACCAGUUCUGCUGGAUACGUCAUCUAUUCUUCCCGAUCGGAUUCUGUUGAUGGAUGAUUAUUUUCAUGUUUUAAUUUAUCAUGGCCAGACAAUUGCCGCUUGGCGCAAAAUGAACUAUCACGAAGAUCCUCAGUACAGCGCAUUCAAGCAGCUACUGGAAGCGCCAAUAAGUGACGCAACAACAAUUUUACAAGAGAGAUUCCCAAUGCCACGUUACAUCGUCACGGAAUAUGAAGGCUCUCAGGCCCGAUUUUUAUUGUCCAAGGUUAAUCCAUCCUUAACACACAAUAAUCCAUAUGCAGCGGAAGGUGGCGCACCGGUCUUUACGGAUGAUGUCUCUUUACAGGUUUUCAUGGAGCAUCUCAAGAAAUUAGCUGUUUCUUCGUCCACUUGA
Acanthocheilonema viteae is the source of this 2466-nucleotide messenger RNA. The record is from the annotation of a GenBank genome assembly. NCBI's taxonomy places the organism in Eukaryota, Metazoa, Nematoda, Chromadorea, Rhabditida, Onchocercidae.